AGGCACCAACGAGAAACUAGAGUCUACUAAAUACAACAAAAAUUUAACUGAAGUCAGAAGAGAAGCCGCGACGAAACUACUAGUCAUGUCCACAGAAUUCUCCAACUCCAAUGAUGGUGUCAUUGCCCUAAUGAGUCGCAUUGAGGAUAGCCUGAUGCAGUAUGAAAAAAAUUACACUGAUUAUAUUACCAACGUCAAAAGUAAAAAAACGUGGACAUUUUGGAAUGCUAUGUUCUAUGCGGGAACUAUUUAUACCACCAUCGGUAAGCAUCUUGUUUUAUGCUUAGAUUAUAGAACCAAAAUAAUCUGAGGUUUUAUCUAUAUCGACAACACUAAUGUGAUGAGAUCUAACAUGAUGAACCUUACAAUCAGUUGAAAAAAAUAAGAGUCGAAUAUAACUUGAACUACAGUUGCAAACUGUAUAAUAUUUUACUAUUCAUUAUUAUUGAAUAUAUGUCUUGCUUUUUUACUACCCUAAUUAGUUAAAUUCUUAAUAGUUAUUUGCUAGGUACAUUUGACAAUGUGUUGUUUUUGUUAAAUAUUGGAAUAUUAUUCACUCAUAAUAUUAACUUUUCGAAACUACAAGCGAUAAACCAGAAGAUUGCUCUUAAUACACCGCAGGCGCUAACGUCAGACGCCGCACGUAAUGUUUGCUUUGUUUUUGAAAUCAGGCGCUUACAUUUUGCUAUUUUGACAACAAUUCAACGUGAAAGGCACACUAGAGGCGCAAAUCCAAUUGUUUCGAUGUCACAAAGACUGCACUCGUCGUUAACACGUUCAAAGCUUUAAUAGGUACACUGUUUAUUUAUUUUCGUUUCAGUAGGUAAACUCGUCCUUUGUGACACUUCUCUCGGGUUUACAAAGCGGUAGAGACAUGUUUGAUAUAAAGAGAAUACCUCGCCGCAAAUGUUUUAGGGAUGAAAUGCGGCUAUUAAUUAUAUUUCAUUUAGGCGUAUCUCAAAUACAAGUCUCCGUAAAAUUUAAUAAAUAAAGUAUUUAAACAAUUUUAAGUAUGGCUGCUAUAAAAAAAGUAAAAUUAAGUUUUAUUUUUCGGAUAGCAUGGAUAUUUUAAUGCAAUCGGGAGACUUCUUAGUACUUAUCUUCUCAUAACAAAAUAUUCCCCCGACUGCACUAAAAAAUUCCGUCCUAUUCUAAAAACUUUUUUAACGGCAGUAUUUUUUUUAACAUUACCAAUUAUUACUUAAUUAAGACAAAGUCGAGUUACGUACAACCACAGGCUUGUGUUGGCUGGCAUUUUUUUUUGUAUUAUUUACAUAUCUAAUUUUAAAGUUAAUGAAAUAUUAUACCCUCCAGCGAUAUUUGCAAGUAAAUGAAAUACGACGGCUGAUCGUAUAAGCUCAAGCCUUUGUGACUUAUAAAUACUAAUUAGUUCGGUAAUAUCAAUCAAUCAAUCAAAUCAUGUAGUUACAGAGAUGGUUAAAUACAUGUUAUAAAGUACGUUACAUGAACCCUGUCAGGGUAUCGCAAUUAGGGACACGAUAUCGAAUAGAAAGUAUCGAUACUGUUCUCAUGAGUAGGAUCGGAAAAAAAGUAUCUUACUCGUUAAAGUAUCGAAACAAAAGUAUCGAUACUUCGAAGUAUCGAGUACAUUUCAUUGGGCCUGAUGAGCAACCCCCCCUCUCCCUUCGGUUUAAAAUUGAAAGGAAAACAAUCAAAUUUUAUUAUAUUACGUAUAAUCAAAAGCAAAAAAGAACAUAUAAAAUCACAGAUUGCUACAUUAUCUAGCUCUUAAAAAUGUGUAAUGUUAAUACAAUCAACUGCAAAACUAAACGUGUGUAAUUAAAUAAAUAAUGAACAGAAAACAGCUGAAAUUUCUGACAGUAAAAAAGAGUUCAUUAAUAUAACAUUCAUAAUCAACAUUUUAAUUAAAAAGAUAGAAAUCUUAAACAAUAUAAAAGUAUGGUACUUUUCAGAUUUGAAACAAAAUAAACUUACUUUUCUUGAAUUUAAUUCAUUAAAAAAUAUUAUACCCAGUUAUGUUAACUUGAACCUAACUUGCGGUUAACGGCGGCCAUUGGCAUGCUUCACUUAAGAUUAGACGAGGUUACGACCGUCUUUUUUUCAGGUCUGUGGUUUCAAAUAGGUAUACCCAGCACAGACAGAAUAAUAGUGUUACACUUGAAUCAAAUACGGCUAAGCGAAAAGUACAAUAAACAAUCAAACACACUUCGUAAUAAUGUGGUCGCUAAAUAAACUAUGAAACCAAACAAAGCGCAAAAUAUACACAGUCACAGAUUGGAAAGAAUUUGAAUAUGUCAGUUACUUCCUGUCCUAAUUCGAUGGCAUCAUCUAUUCGUCUCAGGAUACACUUGAUUGCUUGUGCUUCCAAUUAUAUCAACGCAAUGCAAUGUUUUAGAAGGUUUGCUAUGAUUCAACAAGAUGGCGUUGCCAUCAAUAUGAGGCCCAUAUCCAAAUUUUUAAAGGUAUCGCCAAAUAUAUUUGCCAAAAAGUACUCAUUUAGUAAAAGUAUCGAAUACAAAGUAUCGAGUAGUAAAGUAUCGGUAUCGAAAGGAAAAGUACUCGAUACCAAAAAGUAUCGAUACUUUUUUCGUGUCCCUAAUCGCAAUACUUGGUGUUCUUGAAUAGAAUUUAUAAUCUAAUAUACAAUUUAAAUAAAAUUUUCUUGAAUUUACGUAAUAUAAAUAUCUACUCAAUCAAUCAAAAUUAAUAUAUUUCAUCAAUUAUCCCAUAAAAAUUAAUAUUAAUAAUUAAUUUGAAUUGAAUUACAAAAUAUUAAUAAAAUGAAAACCAUGUACAUACCAAACUACUAAAUAUACUUUAUUAAGCAAUUGAUACAUAAUAUUUUAUUAAGCAAGGGGGGCUCACUGACGAUUAUCUAAAUUCUUAGGAUUCCUAAUGUCCUAGAAAGCUGAAAUUUGGUAUUUAAGCAAGUAUAUAUGUAGUAAGUAAACACAAACAACAAAAAAAUGGGUGCGUGUACUUAUGUAGGCGCGUGAGAAGUUAUCCUUCUUUGGCAUCGUUUAAAUUAGUUUUUAAUUGCAUGCAAAUAAUUAAUUACAAUAAAUUAAUAAAAAGUCUGGAAAAGGACACAGUCAAUAAAGUUCAGUUUUAAUUUGAAAAAAUAAAUAAAUAAUCAAAAUAUUCAAUUAAAAUCGCUACUGAAUAUAAUUUAUUAGAACAUAUGUGAUUUGCACUUGUAUGUAACUCAAACACGUAUUCCGAAUAUACAAACUAGAAACAUGUGGAUAAAUAUUAUAAAUAUGAAUACCUAUAACUGUUACUUUAUUACAAAAAAUAAAGAUGUGGUUUUUGGUUCUACUACACCAAUGGUCAAGAGAUGGCGCUGUAGUCUCCUGAAUCGCGCUUUGGUUCCGUUGUUCCAGAUUAAUAAAUACUUUUGAUAGCCCUUCACAAUGCAGUCGUUAGCACCCACUAAAUAGAGAUUCUAUUUCUAUUUUGUUGGGAGAUUUUCUUAAUGUGCGGUAAACACAAAAGUAACAGCAUGAAGUUGAUCGCUAAAGCGACCAACUUCAUGCUGUUAAAAUUUUGUGUUACAGUGAUGCGCGCGCAUGUUAAAAUUUUACUCUCAUCAUUUUUUCAUAACGCGCCUAAAGAAGUAUAACUUCAAAAAUAUAUAAAACUAGGGGACAGUUUCUGCAAUUUUGACGCUGGAGGUCUGAAAAUUAAGGUACAGGUCUGAAAAUGGAUAUAAGGAAACCUUGAUAUUAUAAAUAAAAAAAAUAGUUAUAAUAAUAUAACCCUUUAUAAACAAAAAAAAAUCUAAAGCGCCAUAAUUAUACUUCACUUUAUAAACAGUAGUGCGCGAACGUCUCCUGCCUCCUGGGUCCACGCAGUAGCUAAUAAUAAUUAUCCUUGACAGCGAAUGCGUCGAUUGUCGAUUGGCUUAGAUAUACACCUUACAUAAUAGAUGUAGUAGGCAAAAAGUUGCAUUUAAUCCAGUAUUCGUCUAGAAUUUUACGUUACUUUGAACGUUGUCGAUUUUUCUACCGAAUUAAAAGGGUACAUGGAUUGUGAAAUAGUUUCACUUAAAGAAGAGCUGGGACUUCAUAUGCCGGAUUAUGGUUCCUGCCUCUUCCAUUCCUUGACAUAUUUCCAGUAUGAAUAAAUAGACUUUGAGUUGGUGUCGAAAGUCAGGAUUUAUGAUAUUGUGCGAUAUACUGUAUCCUUACGUGAGCUAUUAUUGUAUACUUGUGCCAAAAAUGGUGAAAUCUUUCAUGAUUCCGAUUGUUAUUCACGUGAUAUGUUGAAAAGAAAUACUAAUGGCGGUAACCUCCACCCCUAAAAAUAAAUAAAUAAAUGUCACGUCAAAUGUUGCCAAAACGAGACUAGACUAAGACAAAAUAUGUAGUUUUCUCUACUUACUUUAUUUUAGCAAAAUACUUACCUUACCGUGAGGUAAAAAAGUAGUUAUUUUUUCACUGUUUUUUUUUAACCGCCAUUAAUAUUACUCGCAUUUGCAUGUACUCGUAUAAUUUAGUAUGACGAAAUCAGCUCCAGUCACCGUAGGGUCUCAUUUAAUUUUAACAUAUUGAAAGUAAAAUUGUUACUGAUGUAAUUAGAUGAAACAAAAACCAUUUUCAAUGUCUAAAGUGUACCCAAUAAACCAAAUGCAAUAUCGUAAACUUAUCCAUAUCAAUAAGUUCUCUUUUAAGAUAAUCCAAGUUAACUUUAAUUGACUCCAGAGAAACAAUAGUAACAAGUAACAAUAACGAAUUCCUAAACUUUGUCAAAGUACAUAUUUACGUGCUUAAUAAUGUUUGAAAUCGAAAUGAAUUUGACCCCUUUUCGAAGAUUUCUUGUGAUUACGGCGAUGCGGCGGAGGUGUCAGAACGUUUUGGUACAACUUCUUAUUUUCGGUGCACGAAAAUAUAGCUAUACUAGCCGAUGCGAAUGUCGGUAUGGUUGUUUUAGAUUUGGAACCGUGCCCAAACGGGCUUGGCGCUUCUGCUCAGUCACAAUUCGACUCAACAAUCGAGAGUUUAUUUCGAAAAUCGCGAAUUUAUUAUUACGCAUAAACACCUUGUAGUGCAUUAAACUUAAUAUUUGCUGAAGUGUGUACAAAGUUAAAGGAAAAUGGAUGGAAGUUGGCUACGUUCUAAAUGUGGGAGUGUUAAAAAUAGAUUUUUUUAUUAGAUUGCUCCGUUGUGCUCGAUGUAUAGUUGAGAAGUUUGUUUUCGGCAGCGAUCUGUCAGAGUUGCGGUAACUUUAAAAGUAAGGUGAUGAGUGAAGAGAGAAACGAAGCGGAAAAUAGAUUAACCCUCCUUAUCCCCAAAAUCAAAGCCGAGUCCGAAGCCCAAACCAGUGGUCAAUUAGUUUCUAGAUCGCCUGAAAUAAUAAAAGACGACAUAAUGGAUAAUGAACCAAAACAAACGAUGUCUAUUAGGAAAAGAAGGAAUCUCUCAAAAAAUAGAGGCCAAGCAGCUCGUCAACGAGAAAAGACUCCUGAACCAGGAAGAACUCCUAUUCCACAUGAAGACACAACUACAUCUGAUGAUGAAGAAGUAAAAUCCCAACCACAACGAAAUUCAAGAGAACUUGAAGCUGAAAAAAACUAUCUUGAAGUGAAAAGGUUGGUCCAAGAAAGAGCUACGGUGAAAGAUCCAGUAUAUGAUAUAGAUACCGAAGAAAUUCUAGAAGCUAGAGUUACAGCUGCUAACGAAAGGCGAAGACGGAGCAUAUCACCUUUUGCUGUACCAGAUAAGGAAGAAUUAAGCAGACUAGAAAGAAAAGGAAGUUUCAUCGAUCCAUCAAAUAAAUUGCUGUCUACAAAUUAUAAUUUGAAUCUAAAAGAUGAAGAUAACAAUAGACGUAGCUCUUUGACUAUCGAACCCCCAAGAGAGAAUAAACCUUCAUUAUCUACACCAACAACUGCUUCACCAAUCGAAAAAGGGUUCCCAUAUCCUUUGCCAACAACACCCAAAAAAUUGACGGAAAUUGUAUAUGAUGAUGAAAAAAUAUCUGACAGUAAAAAUCAAAAAACUCCUGAAAAGAAAGAUGAAGUUUUUACUUUUGAAGAAAAGGAAACCAAACAAAGCUUGAAAGCGGCUCCCAAAACACCUGAAACCCCGACUACUCCAGGAGAACUUGUAACUAAGGUUAUUCAAGUGGAGAGAACACCUAGUAAAAAACUAACACCGGAUAAUAAACCAAACGUAGAAAUUCGGGAAAGAAUCGUAAGAACUCCUAGUAGAAAAAUGUCAGCUGAUGUAAAACCAGUAAUUGUAAAGCAACCUGUUAAACAGGUGAAUGAUGAUCAUCAAACAAGAGCGCCUCCUGUAAAACCAGCACGAAGUAAAUCAUCAUUAAGAUUUGGGAGUAAAACAAGUGAGAGUGAGAUGAGUGAAGACCAAGCAAAUCAACUAAUUACUAAUGCUCCAGGACAGAGGCGCAAAGUGCAACCUACACCUAGACGUUUUAUGAAAAAUAGAUCUCCAAGGGCAAAUAGAUCACAAUCGAUUAAUAGAUUUGAUGAAACAAAGGUAACAGAUAAAACUGGAACCGGAAUGAGUCAAACAAGUAAAGAAAUUAUUGAACUUAUGCAAAAAGCUAGAGCCAGAAGUUUAUCUAUACCAAAAGAAGAUCCAAGACUUCCAUCAGCAUAUAAAUAUCAGUCAAAAAAUUUACAAACACCUAGUAAAGCUCCUUCCACACCAAGAAACACAAGAGGUAUAUCCUGUCCUAAAACUAUUCAGAUAAUAAGUGAUAAAGAGAUUUUGUACGGUUUAUCCGCAAAUCAAAAAGGUGAUUUGGAGCAAGGCAAGCGAAGCAGACAAAGCUCUGGAUAUGUCGAUGCGAGUCAGUCAGAGUACACUUCAAGUUGUUACUCAACCUCACCAAGCGAAAACGAAUACGAAUUUGAUUUAUCCGAACGAACCGCUGAAUUAACACGAAAACUGAAAAUGCUCAGUGAAGAGGUGGAAAGAGUUGAAACUAGAAGUAAUAUUAUUUUAUCAAAAGAGAUUUCAAAUGCAUUUAAAGAUUCUUCAAAGAACCAAAAGCCCAGGUUACGUAAAAAGUCAAUAACGACUUCUAAAGUUGAGGUUAAUAAACCUGGUGUUCAACAAUCUUCUGAUACUAAAGCAAAAAAUCCUGACCAUGAUAUUAAAAAAGAAAAAGCAAUUAUAUCCCGAUGGAGAAUAAUAUCUUGUUGGCAGGAAUUUAAGCGUGAACGCAAAAAGGAUUGUGAUAAAAUACGUUCGCUUAGGAAUAGAUGUAUAUGUGACUUGUUGCUUUUGAUAAUACUAUGUGGCUUGGGUGGUAUGAUGUUUAAAACUUUCGAGGGUUCUUUUGAAAAUACUUUUAAAUGCGGUUCUAGAAGUGUCAAGCGAGAUUUUAUUGAAGCGUUGUGGCGUGGGAGUCAUUAUUUGCGCGAAGACGAUUGGAAGUCUUUAGCUCGUAAUAAGCUUCAUGAAUUUGAGAAUCAGUUACAAACGGCAUUCGAAGCUGGUGUCACAUCGUAUAGUGGACAGCGUUCUUGGAACUUCAUGAACUCCUUUGUAUAUUGCCUUACACUAAUAUCAACUAUUGGAUAUGGCCACAUUGCACCUAAGACUACGUAUGGAAGAGCGGCAACAAUAGUUUACGCUGUAAUAGGAAUACCACUGUUCUUGAUUGUGUUGGCAGAUUUUGGAAAAUUGUUUACGAGAAUCAUCAAGUUCUUCUGGUCUUUUAUUCGAAGGUUCUACUAUACUAGAAACUGUCGAAAGGUCCGAAGAACCGCCCCCGUACAGUUUUCUAAUUUUCAGGAGGUAAUGAAGGGACUGAAUAUCGUGUACGAUGUUGUUCGGAGACCGUCUCAAAUAUUCAACGAAGAAGAUAUUAUCGAGAGUAAUGAAAGUCUUCCACCGCCAAUUACUAGAAAACUGAGUGACGUGCCACCUCCUUUGCCACCUAAGCCAGGAUCAGCUAUAAUCAUAGAUGAAAACGAUACCGAACCAGAAACACCAGCUCCGUCAGUGUUUGAAAUUGAUGAUGAAUUUAAUCUACCUAUAUCGGUAGCUAUAGUUAUACUAAUCAUCUACAUAUUUAUUGGUGCUGUGAUAUAUUACACUUGGGAAAAUUGGACGUUCUUUGAGUCCUUUUACUUUGUCUUCAUAUCCAUGUCUACCAUCGGCCUUGGCGAUUUAGUUCCCGAUCAUCCCCAUAGGAUGAUGGCCUCCAUAAUGUAUCUAGUGUUUGGUUUAGCAUUAACUUCUAUGUGUAUUAACGUUGUCCAAGUGAAACUUAACGACACCUUUAAACAAGCUAGUGCUAAACUUGGUGCCACUAUAGGAUUGAAGGUUGCAGAAGAGGACGGCAGCCUGGUAGCAAUCACUCCACCACCCACAGAAAUAGUUCCAGUACAUAAACCGAGAAUAGAAAAUGAAGAGAGCAAAAGUAAAGAAAUAAGCUAUGAAUCCAAAGAGAAUGAAUCAAAAGAAAAUGAAUUUAACCAGAAUGAUAAUAAUGAUAAGAAUAGGUAGACAAUACAUUGGUGCUAAUAUAGUAGUAUUGACCAUAAGUGAUAUUGUUAGGUAUAAACUAACUUUUAGAUUUUUUUACAUGUUUAUUGUGUUGUUGUUUAUGUGUGAAUAAAUAAAGAUUUUGUAAUUUAAUCAAUUUUUAUAAUAAAGAUUAAUUUU
Chilo suppressalis (striped riceborer) is the source of this 8624-nucleotide messenger RNA. NCBI's taxonomy places the organism in Eukaryota, Metazoa, Arthropoda, Insecta, Lepidoptera, Crambidae. The record is from the annotation of a GenBank genome assembly.